AUGCGUGUCAUCAUCGCACUUCUGAGCUUGGCCACUUUCGCCAAUUCUCUCUACUUCCACAUCGCAGAGACCGAGAAGAAGUGCUUCAUCGAAGAGAUUCCAGAUGAGACUAUGGUGACCGGAAACUACAAAGUUCAACUAUUCGAUCCGAACACAAAGGGAUACGGAGAUUAUCCGAAUAUUGGAAUGCACGUCGAGGUUAAGGAUCCAGAGGACAAGGUAAUCCUCUCGAAACUCUACACUGCCGAGGGACGUUUCACAUUCACCUCGAACACACCCGGAGAGCACAUCAUUUGUAUCUAUUCGAAUAGUACGGCCUGGUUUAACGGAGCUCAACUUCGUAUUCAUUUGGAUAUUCAGGCUGGAGAUCAUGCUCAGGAUUAUGCACAGAUCGCCCAAAAAGACAAAUUGAACGAGUUGCAACUCCGCAUCCGUCAACUAUUGGAUCAAGUCGAUCAGAUCACGAAAGAGCAGAAUUAUCAGAGAUAUCGUGAAGAGAGAUUCCGUCAGACUUCAGAAUCCACCAACUCUCGCGUCUUCUAUUGGUCCAUCGCUCAGGUCGUCGUCCUCGCCAUCACUGGUGCUUGGCAAAUGCGUCAUCUUCGUGGAUUCUUUGAGGCCAAGAAACUCGUUUAA
Molecule: messenger RNA, 636 nt
Organism: Caenorhabditis remanei
Lineage: Eukaryota; Metazoa; Nematoda; Chromadorea; Rhabditida; Rhabditidae
Exons: 5
Coding region: 1-636 (211 amino acids)
Biological process (GO): Golgi organization; endoplasmic reticulum to Golgi vesicle-mediated transport; intracellular protein transport
Cellular component (GO): COPII-coated ER to Golgi transport vesicle; Golgi apparatus; endoplasmic reticulum-Golgi intermediate compartment
Source: RefSeq, a predicted model, not a curated record